GCUGUUCUUUCAGACUGUAGAGUACUAAUGACUUCCUUCCUGCAUUGCCAAGUCAACCACAUUUGUUGUGAAGGAAAUGCUGUUGCCCAUGAGCUUGCAAAACGAGCCCUCCAGGCUGAAGCGAAUGAGUACUGGAUAGAAGAAGUACCAGUUGACAUAGCGCAUCUUUCUUUUGAGUUUGAUAUUUGGUCAGACAGAAAGUCGACUGUGGGUAAUCGCCGUUCGUCGUUGUCAUCGUCGACGACGUCGUCUCUGGCCAAGCGACAAGCCUCUUUGUCGGAGAAUACUGGGAAGGCCGCUGCUUCCAGGGCCAAGAAGCAGCCAGGAGUCUCUCGCCAACAUCACCAACCAAAAUAAUGGAUAGAGAAUAUUGGUUGCGUCCUCUGCUUUGGUGUGUAUGCCAUAUUCUUCAUCAUUUCUUACUUCUAUUUUCGAUUCUUGAGAAAAAUGCAGUAAAGAAUGCGGACACAA
This is a messenger RNA of Rubroshorea leprosula, 471 nucleotides long. The record is from the annotation of a GenBank genome assembly. Lineage: Eukaryota; Viridiplantae; Streptophyta; Magnoliopsida; Malvales; Dipterocarpaceae.